AUGCCAUCUGACAACGUAGAAGAGUUUCGCCAGGUUCUGUCGUCGUCCAAGAAGAUACUCAUCCUGAGUGGCGCCGGAUUGUCCGCCGCUUCCGGUAGCUACUACUCUCUUGCUGCCCCGCAUACAAUUGUUCCUCACAGCCGUUCAGGAGUCGCGACAUUCAGAGGCAAUGGUGGUCUGUGGCGCAAAUACGAUGCCGCCUCCCUCGCGACACCCGCCGCAUUCGCCGAGAACCAAUCUCGCGUAUGGCAGUUCUUCCAUUACAGGCGCGAGCAGGUCCUCAAAGCCGCGCCGAACCCCGCGCACCGCGCGCUCGCGCGCCUUGCCAUCCCAAGCAUACGCCACACCCUCGCGCCACACUCUGCACUCACCCACGUAACCCAAAACGUCGACGGGCUCUGCACAAUCGCACUCGCCGACGCCGUCGCUCCGCUGUGCACGCCCGAGGAGCCCGCCGAGCUCAUCGAGAUGCACGGCCGGCUGUUCGAUGUCGUGUGCACCGCGCACGACUGCGGGUUCCGCGAGACGACGCGCCGCUCGCCGUUGUGCCCCGCGCUGCGCGGGACCGAGGCCGCGCUCGAGCCCGUGGUGCGCCGCGCGGACCUCCCGCGCUGCCCGGUGUGCGGGCAGCUCUGCCGCCCCGGGGUCGUGUGGUUCGGGGAGCGGCCGCACCGGAUCGAGGAGAUCCUCGCGCUCGCGGACGACGCGGACCUGUGUAUCGUCGUGGGCACGUCUGCCGUGGUCCAGCCGGCUUCGAAGAUUGGUGGACGGGUGAAGGAGCAUAGGGGAAAGAUCGCAGUGUUUAACAUAGAGGCAAGCAAUCAUUCCGAUGAGGCGGAUUUCCUCUUCCUGGGCCCUGUGGAUGUAGUUGCUAUCUUUGACAAUAAGACUUGA
Messenger RNA from Fibroporia radiculosa, 894 nucleotides. RefSeq lists its product as uncharacterized. NCBI's taxonomy places the organism in Eukaryota, Fungi, Basidiomycota, Agaricomycetes, Polyporales, Fibroporiaceae. The record is from RefSeq and is a predicted model, not a curated record. The transcript is spliced from 4 exons. Gene Ontology annotation, molecular function: NAD+ binding. The coding region runs from base 1 to 894 and encodes 297 amino acids.